Molecule: messenger RNA, 492 nt
Organism: Vigna angularis (adzuki bean)
Lineage: Eukaryota; Viridiplantae; Streptophyta; Magnoliopsida; Fabales; Fabaceae
Product: protein LURP-one-related 15-like
Exons: 2
Coding region: 31-492 (153 amino acids)
Source: RefSeq, a predicted model, not a curated record
GAAUUAUGAACAAAUGUUCUUAUAUAGAUCAUGACAAUGCAUCGGCGAUGCCAAGUUUUCACGGGUGAAAGCAAUGAUUCCUCCAGAUUGCUGUUUUCAGUGAAAAAGGCAGAACUUGUCCAGAGUGGAGUGAUGAGAUUAGAGGUCUUCCUUGCAUACAACAAAAAAGAAAGUGAGUGUGACUUUAGGGUAAAUGUUGUGACUGGCAAAAGAUCAUGCCAUGUAUAUGCAGGUGAAUCUCCCACAGUUGUUGCCUCGAUGCAGAAUAAUGGUGACUUCAAUGUCAAUGUCUAUCGCAACGUGGACUAUGCAUUCAUAGUGGCACUACUUAUGAUCGUUAAAGACAUCAACUUCUUUUACGAUGGAACGUGGAAUUUUGCAAAGGCAAUAACGCCAGUGGCAUUGGGAUUGUGGAAAGAAAACAAAGAUUGGCUUGAUUCAAGUUUUCAUGUAGAACACAUUGGGUUUGGUUUUCGACCAUUUUCAUGUUAA